Messenger RNA from Closterium sp. NIES-65, 948 nucleotides. Lineage: Eukaryota; Viridiplantae; Streptophyta; Zygnematophyceae; Desmidiales; Closteriaceae. The record is from the annotation of a GenBank genome assembly.
AUGGCGACUUCUUUUCUCGCUCCUCCGCUCUCCUCGUUCUCCAUACCGAAUCCGUGGACGUCGGCGGAGCACAGCCCUCGUUCCCCUCCUACCGCCAUUAUCCACCGUCCAUUGAAACCCACAAUCAAUCCCUUCUUUCACUCAAAUCCCUUUCGAGUCAACCACCAUCAUUCCUCCUUCCGACCUCUCCUCCCCUUCCGCGCAUCUUCCGUUCCUCCGCAAUCCGACCCUCCUAAACCGCAACCACCAGCGCAACCCGCAUCCAUCAUCCCCCAGAAACCGCCUUCCCCGACCCCCUCCCAACCACCCCUGCCGGUGUCGCCAACGUCGGUGGUUACAUGGGGCGGCCGGUUACCAUCCACGCGACGGCUCGUGCUGGGAUCGUUAGGGUUUGCUGGUUUAGCGCUGGGGUCGAAUUUCCUUGGCUCCACGAGUGCUCUCUUGGGAACAGUAGAGGACCCUGCGCGGUCAGCGCGCCUGGAUGUUCUGUUCCCUAUCAAGGGUUACAAGCGGUGCUAUGACACGGUGAAUGGUUUUGAAUUCCUCUUUCCAGCCGAAUGGGUGGGGGACCAGACAUUGCUAUACCGAGCAGCGGAGCGCAGAGAAAGAGAACUCUCGCUGGACCCACCUCCCCUCGCCUCCCCUUCCUCCUCCUCCUCCUCCGCCUCCUCGCAACAAGCACGCAGAGCAGGUGCAGUUGAUCCUGUGGCGGCCUUUGGCCCGCCGGGGGGAAACGGGGAGCUCAAUGUGAGCGUCGUUGUUGCUCCUGUGCCACGAGGCUUCAGCCUUAGGAGCUUCGGAGACGCAGAGAGCAUCGGUGGCAGGCUGUUGGCUAACGUCAUUGCACCUGCUGGGUCUGGAAGGGAGGCCAUGCUGCUAAAUGCAAGCGAGAAGGAGCUGGAUGGCGUGCUGUACAUAAGACUGGAGGUUCUGGGUGACAAUGUGUAA